CCAGCAACCUUUCACUCCAACCGUGGUAUUUACUUGUUUACAUCUAAUCCAGAGCCCGGAAGUCCCAACUAUUAUAGUGACAAAUACAUGAUUUUUGAAAAAGAACUUUGUGAAAAACUGUCGAGAGUGAGCCUUCCAGGAAAGAUUCAGUAUGUUUACAACCCUCUGGAGUAUGCUUUUGAUUCUCAUUUAAAUUUUGUCAGGAGAUUUUGCACUGGAGAAAAGUACAUUUUGUUUGUGGGUAUGAAUCCAGGACCAUUUGGCAUGUCUCAGAAUGGAGUGCCCUUUGGUGAGUGCGCCAUUGUGAAAGAAUGGCUGCAGAUUGAAGGAGAGGUCUUGAAGCCGGUGUUGGAGCAUCCCAAAAGACGGGUAGUGGGACUGGAAUGUUCAAGGUCGGAGGUCACGGGUGGACGCUUUUGGCAAUUAUUUCGAACCUUGUGUCACACACCAGAACAUUUCUUCAGAACAAGCUAUGUACACAAUCUGUGUCCUUUUGCCUUUCUCACCGACAGCGGUAAAAAUGUUACACCUCCACAGCUAACGUCCUCUGUUCUAGACCAAAUUAAUGCAUUGUGUAAUGCAACACUGGUAGAGGUUGUUCGACUGUUGAAGUGCAAAUAUGUCAUAUGCAUCGGAAAAUAUGCACUAGCUCAGGCACAGAAGGCAUUAUCUGCUGAUGAAUUUAACGGCAUCACUUUGGAAUGCUUGAUGCACCCUAGCCCUAUUAAUCCAGCUGCGAACAAAGGUUGGGCCGACAUUGCGAUCAAACAGUUAACCGAGAUAGGAAUUGUUGAUAUCAUUAGAUAUGGCCGCAUACCAUACCAAGCCCCCAGCCAGCCUCCAUCUCUGUCUCACCCACCAGCUUCAUCUACAACAAGUCAUCAUUCUUCCCACCACCACCACUCCUACCACAACAAGCAAUCUCCUGGCCAUUACGGGUUUCAGUCCCCCCCUGUGCAGUCAUAUCACCAGUCUCCAGCUCAAGGCUCCAGUAAUCAUCAUUCUCCAGCCCAUGCACCUCCUCUAAACCAGUCACCAGCUCAGGCGUCUUCACGAAGUCAGUCAUCCCCAGCUCAUGCCUCAUCCAGGAACCAGUCAUCUCCAGCACAUUCUUCUUGUAGUCAGUCCCCGGCUCAACAGCAGACCCAACAAGGUCCAGCAAAUCAAUCUCCCAGUCAGGCAACUGGAAGCUCUCAUUCUGGACAAUCAUUGGGAGAACAGAGUAAAGAUGGCAAACACAACAAAGAUAAAAAGUCUGAGAAGAAUAAUUCUAAAGACUCAGUUUUAGACUCCUCGUCGUCCACCAGUUCAGACAAAUCUCAAGAUGGGAAAGGCUUAGCACAGCUAAACUCAAAUGGUAUACCGAGCUACUCGAGUGACUCUGGGGGACAAAGUCUUGAGAAUGGCUUGCAGAAUCCACAGAGUGAUUCGGGAUCACAGGGUUCAGAAGUUUCUAAAGGCAACUCUCCAAAUAUACAAUAUCCACCUGGAAAUCCUCAAGGAAGUUCCUCAGAUUCACAACUCAUGUCACAAAACUCUCAAAUGUCCAACUCGCAGAUGUCAAGUACGGGUCCGAUGGGCUCAACCAACCCACAGAUGCAUCUGCCCAUGAGUUCAGGUCAUCCUCAUAUGACCAUGGGCAUGUCCAUGACUUCAUCUCCAAGUCUGCAGGGUUCGUCAUCAGACCAGCAUGGCAGUCUCUCUAGCCAGCAAAUUGGAUCCCCCCAGAUGAGUACACCUAAUUCACACAUGGUCUCCCAGAACUCACACAUGGGAUCAAUGAAUUCUCACAUGGGCUCUUCCAUGGCACACAUGAUGGGUUCCCAGAGUUCUCAUCAGAUGGGUAUGAGUGUUCAGGGAAUGGGUGUUCAUGGUCAGAUGAGCUCCAUGAACCCAUAUGCCCAACAGAUGGAUAUGGCACAAAUGAGUGGUUAUGGUGCAGGUAUGGGCUUAGGUAAUUACCCAGGUAAUCCAAGCAUGAGAUCUAGUUCAGAUAUGUCUGGUUACGGGGCUCACAUGGGCCUUCAGAAUGCUGGGAUGGGCAUGCCAGGCAUGGGGGGAAUGCACGGAGGGCCUAUGGCUUCUCAGAUGGGAAUGUUCAAUCCACACAUGAGUAGGAUGAUGGGAGGCCCAGAGCACAUGAGUAUGCAUGCUGGUAUGAACUCAAUGUAUGAUGGCAGUCUGAUGGGGAAGGAGAUGGGAUAUGCCAGUCACUAUUCAGACAAGCCUCCAGAAUGCAGUUAGUACUAACAUGAACUUUUCUUUUAAACCAUGCCCAGAACGAACAACAAUUAUGGGGUAUCCACUCAUUGCUAAAACACUUGUGAAAUACAUUUUUUAAACUGGCGUACAUUAUCAUAAAGGGUGGAAUGCCUUUGGUCUUAUUUGUGGACGUUGAGAC
Lymnaea stagnalis (great pond snail) is the source of this 2401-nucleotide messenger RNA. The record is from the annotation of a GenBank genome assembly. Lineage: Eukaryota; Metazoa; Mollusca; Gastropoda; Lymnaeidae.